Messenger RNA from Mycotypha africana, 2358 nucleotides. Its product is annotated as Sac phosphatase domain-containing protein. The coding region runs from base 382 to 2178 and encodes 598 amino acids. Gene Ontology annotation, cellular component: endoplasmic reticulum. Gene Ontology annotation, molecular function: phosphatidylinositol-4-phosphate phosphatase activity. The record is from RefSeq and is a predicted model, not a curated record. Gene Ontology annotation, biological process: phosphatidylinositol dephosphorylation. The transcript has 10 exons. Lineage: Eukaryota; Fungi; Mucoromycota; Mucoromycetes; Mucorales; Mycotyphaceae.
CCGGGCAAUUCAAUCUCAUAAUGAUUAUGUGCUCAUGCGGGGUUAAAAUUAUUUGCCAAUAAAAAUCUUGUUUAAUCGUAAUUACAAUCCUAAGUUGCUGUAGACCUCACCGUUCAGUCAUUUUUCUCCGUCAUAACAUCUCAUAUUAAAUUCAAGAUGUACACAGAAUUGAAGCUGUAAGCGGCAUGUACAUCUUGUAGUUUAUGCGACGACAUGUCUUAACGUUAGCUGCUUUCCUUUGCAUUGUACAGAUAUAUAACCAAGAACAAUUAUGUGUUAGCACCUGAAUCAGGCUCAAACUUGGUUGUCGAUCGUAAUUCAGGAAACCUUGAACUUUCAGGUAAAUUUCCUUUAAGGUAACCAACUGCCAGGACGUUCAUAAUGAGAAUAAUAUUAUCGACUGCUUGUAUAGGAAAUGUUCCCCCCGCUUGGGAGCAAGAAGGAGUCGUGGAUGUUUACGGCAUUAUGGGCUUCAUUCGCUUUUUAGCAGGUGAUUACAUGUUGGUUAUUACCGAUCGUGAAGAAAUUGGUUCUAUUCAAGGUAAAAAGAUUUAUCGUAUUGGCGCCUUCCAAAUUUUACCUUUGGCUCACAACUUGAACCAGUUGAGCGUUAAUCAGACGGCGCAAGAACACAAAUAUGUUAGCUUGCUUGAAACACACAUCAAAAAGAACAUAUUUUAUUUCUCUUAUGAUUAUGACUUGACUCAAACAAUUCAAAGACAAGCACAAUAUACUUCUGAGAAAGCAAUGGAGCCUUUAUAUAAAAGAGCAGAUGACCGUUUCUUCUGGAAUCGAUUUGUUUGUUCAAAAUUGAUUAACUCGCAAAUUGACCUCUCUAACUAUAUUUUACCGGUAAUGCAAGGCUUUGUUGAAUUGGAUAAGUGCACCAUCAACAACAAAACAUUUUCUUGGGGGUUGAUUACUCGCAGAAGCAGAUAUCGCCCAGGUACUCGUUACUUUUCACGUGGUAUCAACGCUGAGGGACAUGUUUCCAACUUUGUUGAAACUGAGCAACUUGUUUUGUACGACGGUCCUUCACCUACAAGAAAGGUUGAUGGUAAGACCAUCCUAUCGUUUGUUCAAACCAGAGGAUCUAUUCCUGUCUUCUGGGCACAAGUGAUCAACCUCAAAUAUACACCUCGUCUUUGGAUCGGCGAUAAUAAGAAGAGCUUGGCUGCUGCUCGCGCUCAUUUUGAUGAGCAAAUUCGCAUAUAUGGUCCUCAAAUUUUGGUCAAUUUAAUCAACAAGAAGGGUUAUGAGCUUCCUAUGGGGCAAGCAUAUGCCCGUACUGUUGAACAAUUAAAUGAUCCACGCAUCUUUUAUACUCAUUUUGAUUUUCACUCUGAAUGUUCAAAGAUGCGUUGGGAACGUAUUCAUCUCUUAGUAGAUCAAUUGAAGGAUAAAUUGACUGAGCAAGGCUAUGCACUCUAUGACACAACUCAGAAUAGCUUAUUAAAGAAGCAAACAUCGGUUGUCCGUUCCAACUGCAUGGAUUGCUUGGAUCGUACUAAUGUUGUUCAAAGUACACUUGCCAGAUGGGUUAUGACUCAGCAACUUAAUGAAAUUGGUAUUCUAGAGAAUGGUCAAAAAUUAGAAGAUCAAGAAUCUUUCAUGCACAGUUAUAGAAAUGUUUGGGCUGAUAAUGCUGAUGGUGUCAGUUGUGUCUACUCUGGCACAGGUGCUCUUAAGACGGAUUUCACUAGAACCGGUAAGCGCACAAAGGCUGGUGCUAUGCAAGAUUUGCAAAACUCUAUUACUCGUUAUAUCAAAAACAAUUUCAUGGACGGUAAUCGUCAAGAUGCCUUCGAUUUGUUCCUUGGUAACUUUCAUGUUGACACGACUGCAACUGCUUCGUUAAACCCAUUCAAGGAUACUAGACCUCUUCGUGUACGCGUUGUUCCUUAUAUUCUAAUGUUUUCACUCUUCAUGCUUGCAUUGAAUAUUGUUCGUCCAAAUUAUUCCGGCUUUAAAUCGUAUGCUUCCUACUUCCUCUUACUUCUCUUUUGGUUAUCAGUUUUGAUUUCUGGUAUUCGAUUUGCAUUAAGAAAUGGCAAAGAUUUUGUUCAGUGGCCUAAGCUUGUCAAAUUGCCUGAUACUGAAGAAGUUAUUGAAAGCGCUGAAUUCACCGAAGCUGGUAAGAUGGCUCCUCCUGAACUUAGUAAAUCCGACCUGCUUUAGACAUAGUACGACAUGGCAAUAUCAUAGAUUCUCCGAGCAAAUUUCCAUUUAUUUCAUAAACUAACUUCUAAACAUGAAUAGAAAUAAACAUAAUGUACAUAUUGAAAAGAACUUUUCCUGCUAGGUUGCUUGCAACUUGAUUAUUCAAGUUACAUUGUUGGCUAUGCUAUACAAAUAAAC